This is a messenger RNA of Cynara cardunculus var. scolymus (artichoke), 836 nucleotides long. RefSeq names its product plasma membrane-associated cation-binding protein 1-like. The transcript has 5 exons. Lineage: Eukaryota; Viridiplantae; Streptophyta; Magnoliopsida; Asterales; Asteraceae. The record is from RefSeq and is a predicted model, not a curated record. Gene Ontology annotation, cellular component: plasma membrane. The coding region runs from base 139 to 684 and encodes 181 amino acids.
AAGCCCUUAUAACACACACUUAGUGACUCCACUUCUUCUUCAUCAACAAUUAAAACACACACAAAUUCACUUCCUUUUGAGUUUCUUUCUUUCUAAUUAAAGGUUGAGUUUGAAAUCAAUCCAUCAAACAGAAGAAACAUGGGUUACUGGAAAUCAACAGUCGUACCAAAGUUCAAGAAGAUCUUCGAGAAGAACAGCACCAAGAAAACAGCUGCUGCUGAAGCUUGCAAGUCCUUCGAUGAUGCCAAGGAAGAGUACACCAAAGAGUUUGAAGAGAAGAAGACUGAACUCCAUACUAAAGUUACUGAAAUCUAUGAAGCUUCUGCUACUGAAAUCAAGGCGUUGGUGAAAGAACCCAAAGAAGCAUCCCUGAAAAAGAACUCUGCUGUGGUCACCAGCUUCCUUGAAGAACUCUCGAAAAUCGAAUUCCCUGGCUCGAAACCAGCUCAUGAAGCAUGUAGCAAGUUCGGACCAACCUUGGUUCAGGGACCUAUUUUCUUUGUAUUCGAGAAGGUGUCAACGUUCAUAGUGGUAGAAGAGAAGGAAACAACAAGCAGUAAAGAAAAGGACGUGGUGGUGGAGGAAGAGAAGAAAGAAGAGGCGGCCGCCGCCGAGGGUGAGGUGGCAAAGACGGAGGCGGAGGAGGUGGUGGUAGCUCCGGCUGAGCCACCAAAGACAAGCUGAUAUGAUCCAAUCCAGCCAGCAUCAAUCUGUCAUGUGUGAAGAUGCCAACUAUUUGAUAAACUUUCAUUUUUCAAAAAAUCCCUUUUUGUAUUCAUUAUCUUUAAAUUCUACACUUGCGUAGUUGAUCUUGUAUUCAUAUAUGUGUUACAGCU